This is a messenger RNA of Penicillium malachiteum, 933 nucleotides long. RefSeq lists its product as uncharacterized. The coding region runs from base 1 to 933 and encodes 310 amino acids. The record is from RefSeq and is a predicted model, not a curated record. The transcript has a single exon. Lineage: Eukaryota; Fungi; Ascomycota; Eurotiomycetes; Eurotiales; Aspergillaceae.
AUGGAAACACUCUUCGAAUUCCAAGAGGACAGCCUUCAGAUCUCUGAAGAUGUUGUCCAGGUGGCUGCAGACAACACUGAGAACGGCUAUGAGAUUUUCAGAAUACUCUUUGAGCACCGUGGAAGUAAUCUUCACCUCCCUAGAGAUGUGGUUAAAACGCUUGCUCAGAGAACUGGGUGGGGAGAGUAUAGAAUGCUGCAAUUAAUCUCAAAAUAUCAAACCCAAAGCCUUCUAGUCAAUGAAGAAGUGCUUAUGAUGGCGGCAGAGAAUGAGAGCAAUGGGGGAGAAAUCAUGAAACUACUAUUUCAAGACAGCAAAGAGGAUCUUCCAGUGACUGAAAGUGUUCUUAUGGCCGCGGUGGCAAAUACACGCUGUGGAGACGAAUGCAUCGAAACAUUCUUUCGGUAUCAAGGAGAUGGCCUUCAAAUCUCUGAAAUGGUUCUUAUUGCAGCGGCGGCAAAUCUCUCAUACACUGGACGCCGGUGUCUGGAAUUAUUUUUCCAAAGUCGGGGACAGAGCCUUCAAGUUUCUGUCGAUGUUGUGAUUGUAGCUGCGAGCAACAGGCUAGCCGGGCACAGAGUCAUGGAAGUACUCUUCCAAUAUCAAGGACAGAACCUUCCAGUAUCUGAGGAUGUUGUCAGGACUGCGACAGGGAACCAUGGAGAAGAUGGAUAUAAGAUCGUGAAAUUACUCAUCCAACAGCGAGGACAGAAUCUUCCAGUCUCUGAGGGUGUCGUCAAAGCUGCCGCGGGAAAUCCUGGAAAAUUUGGAUAUAAGAUCAUGAGAUUACUCUCCCGAUACCAAGGGGAGAACCUUCCAAUGUCCGAAGACAUAGUCAAGGCAGCUGCAAAGAACACUGGAGAGCAUGGACAUGAGAUAAUGAAAACAGUCCUCAAGCAUCAAAGGCAGAGCCUAUCUUACAAGCAGUUUUGA